AUGGCUGUGAACAGAUAUGUUGAUUAUGAUUCCUUAGAUUGUGUCUCUCAAUUGCCUGUUGGAUAUAGGUUUGAUCCAACAGAUGAUGUUCUCAUGAGCUUUUAUCUGAGGAAGAAGAUCUUUAACCAACCUCUUACACUUCAUGGAAUUCUUCAGUUUGAUGUGUUCCAAACUGAACCAUGGAUGCUACCAUUUGAUACAAGAAACUCAUUUAGUGAUAGGAGGUACUAUUUUUUUGAUAUGAGGAACCAUAGGUUUGAAAACAUGGAGAUAAGAAAAGCUGGUAAUGGUGAAUGGAGGGUGGUAGAAAAAAGAAAAGAAGUUUCUCUCAAAAGCCUUUACUUCAUUGGGAGAAAGAACACUUUUGAGUAUUGGAAAAUGGAGGGAACACAAGCUGUGAAAAGUGAAUGGAUGAUGGAGGAGUUUCACAUCACUCCAAUUCUUCAUCCCAACAUGAAGUCGAAAUUAGGAGCAUAUAGAGUCUUUAAGAUGAAGGUGGCAAAGGGUGAGAAGAAAGUUUCUACACCAUCUGAGAUUGAUUUAACAAUGGAGGGUGAAGAUGAAUCAGCCAACCCUUCUUCUCCAUGA
Molecule: messenger RNA, 588 nt
Organism: Lathyrus sativus (Indian pea)
Lineage: Eukaryota; Viridiplantae; Streptophyta; Magnoliopsida; Fabales; Fabaceae
Source: the annotation of a GenBank genome assembly